Mycosarcoma maydis (corn smut) is the source of this 510-nucleotide messenger RNA. Its product is annotated as putative ARP2/3 complex, subunit protein. The transcript has 3 exons. NCBI's taxonomy places the organism in Eukaryota, Fungi, Basidiomycota, Ustilaginomycetes, Ustilaginales. Gene Ontology annotation, biological process: Arp2/3 complex-mediated actin nucleation; actin filament polymerization. Bases 1 to 510 code for a protein of 169 amino acids. The record is from RefSeq and is a predicted model, not a curated record. Gene Ontology annotation, molecular function: actin filament binding. Gene Ontology annotation, cellular component: Arp2/3 protein complex; actin cytoskeleton.
AUGUCCAACACACUGCGACCAUACCUGUCGUGUGUGCGCUCGACGCUAACAGCGGCGCUGACGCUGUGCAACUUUGCAUCGCAACGCGUUGAACGUCACAACCUGCCGGAAAUCGAAGCGUCGUCGUCUCUCGAGGUGUUGCUGACACCGCUCACGAUCUCGCGCAACGAAAACGAAAAGGUGCUCAUCGAGGCGUCGGUCAACAGCAUGCGCGUCAGCAUCAAGAUCAAGCAGGCCGACGAGAUCGAGCGCAUCCUCGCACACAAAUUCACGCGCUUCCUGAUGCAACGAGCCGAAUCGUUUGUGAUCCUCCGCCGAAAACCCGUCAAGGGCUACGACAUCAGCUUCCUCGUCACCAACGCCAACACCGAGUCGUUGCUAAAACACAAACUCGUCGAUUUCAUCAUCGAGUUCAUGGAGGAGGUCGACAAGGAAAUCUCCGAGAUGAAACUCAGCAUCAACGCAAGAGCCAGAAUCGUCGCCGAAAGCUAUUUAACCAGUUUCGCGUAA